Molecule: messenger RNA, 807 nt
Organism: Pterocles gutturalis (yellow-throated sandgrouse)
Lineage: Eukaryota; Metazoa; Chordata; Aves; Pterocliformes; Pteroclidae
Gene: PPP1R17
Product: protein phosphatase 1, regulatory subunit 17
Exons: 4
Coding region: 29-505 (158 amino acids)
Biological process (GO): regulation of phosphatase activity
Molecular function (GO): protein phosphatase inhibitor activity
Source: RefSeq, a predicted model, not a curated record
CUUCAAAGAGGGAGAAAAGCCCAUUUCAAUGAUGUCGACAGAAUGUGUUCAGCCACUUGAUAUCCCAGAAGACAGACGGGACAAGCGAGAUUCACACUGUAACCACUUAGAAGAUCUCUCAGAGCAGCUGAUUAAGAGCUGUGACCUCAAAAAGAAACCCAGAACAGGUAAAACCAUCCUGGCUUCCCAAAACACUGAACAGGAGCAAAAAAAGCCACGGAGAAAAGAUACACCAGCUUGGCACACCCCACCGCCUCUAACAGGCAUACUUUCAGACUUUUCUGAUAAUCUGCUGAAAAGGUAUGGUAUCACAGAGAAGCCACAGAGAGAGAGAGUGAGUCCAGGCUCUCAGAUCACUGAACUGGAGCAGAAAAAGCCCAGGAGAAAAGAUACACCUGCAAUACACACUCCACCCUUGAUAAUAGGCACUAAGCUGCUUACAGAAGAGAAGCAAACAGUGAUUAUGGAAGAUGAAGAAAAGGAUGGAGACACAAUCCCCAGUUAAGAUUACAGUGAUAUUUCCAAUAAUGCAAUGUAAAUAAUUCUGGGUCAUUCAAAGUGGCAGCACAUAAAAAAAAAAGUCCUUUCAUUUUUAUAAAUAAUAAUUUUCUCAAGCACGCACUUGAAAUUCAAUUAUCUUCAAGUGCUUAUCUGCAUCUCAUGAAAUCCCGGCAAGCAUCAUAGGAGAUAAUGACAGAAAUUUCACUUACACAUGGAGUUGGAAGGAUUCUCUUAGUUUACUACAAGUGGCUUCCCAGGAUUUUUGUCAAUAAGGAAUCCACCUCAGAUCAGAUCUAGCUUUGUGCA